GGAGGGAGCCUGGAGCAGCUCAGAGAGCAGCACCAACUCUAAACUGGGACCAGUACAAGCACUGCCACCAGUCGUAAGCACAGCACAAGAAGGUGUCGCACCGGACUUCCCCAGCACUUUUAUUUUAGAGGAACUAUGGCUUUCCUAGGAAUGAGCCCUCUUCUGAUCGUGGCCAUGCUCACCGGACUCGUAGACUUGGCGUUCUCAUCCUGCCCGCUCAUAUGCCAGUGUCCCCUGGAGGUACCCCGAUGCGCCCCAGGAGUUGGAUUGGUCUUUGACAGCUGCGGAUGCUGCAAGGUGUGCGCGAAACAGCUGAACGAAGACUGCAGCAAGAGCCUGCCCUGCGACCACACCAAGGGGCUGGAGUGCAACUUCGGGGCUAAUUCUAAAGCCACCAAAGGCAUCUGCAGAGCAAAGUCUGAAGGAAGACCUUGUGAAUAUAACUCAAGGAUCUACCAGAACGGAGAAAGCUUCCAGCCUAACUGCAAGCACCAGUGCACAUGUAUAGACGGGGCUGUUGGCUGCCUUCCUUUGUGCCCUCAAGAACUCUCUCUGCCCAACUUGGGAUGCCCAAAUCCAAGACUGGUGAAGGUGCCCGGGCAGUGUUGCGAAGAGUGGAUCUGUGAUGAAGCCAGGGACACAUUCGAUGACAUGGAAGACUUCUUCAGCAAAGAAUUCGGUCUGGAUGCUAAUGAAGGAGAGCUGACCAGCAAGAACGAGUUUGUUCCCAUUGUGAAAGGAGGACACAAAAUGCUACCUGCAUAUGGCUCCAACCCACAAGCCCAUGUUGUCGAGACCCAGAAGUGCAUUGUCCAAACCACAUCUUGGUCCCAGUGCUCCAAGACGUGCGGAACUGGCAUCUCUACAAGAGUUACCAAUGACAACAAAGAUUGCAGACUUGUUCGAGAGACCAGGAUCUGUGAGGUCCGGCCAUGUGGAGAGACAAACUACUCACAAUUAAAGAAGGGAAAAAAAUGCACAAAGACAAAAAAAGCUAAGGCUCCAGUGCGAUACAGCUACGCCGGCUGCACAAGCGUGAAGAAAUACCGACCCAAAUACUGUGGAUCUUGCGUGGAUAGCAGAUGCUGCACCCCACAGCAGACACGGACUGUCAAAAUUAGAUUCAGGUGUGACGACGGAGAAACUUUCACCAAGAACGUUAUGAUGAUCCAGUCCUGCCGGUGCAACUACAACUGCCCACACGCCAACGAAGCUUACCCUUACUACAGGUUAUUCAACGACAUCCACAAAUUCAGAGAUUAAACCUGAAAAGGCAAAGCAACACAUGGACACACUUGAGGAAAAAAGAAAAAAAAAAAAAGAAAAAAAAAAAUGGGAAUAUACUGUUGUGAAGACGUUGCAAUGCCUUCUUUGGACACUAUGUGGCACUAGAGACUUAGAAUGCAUUACCACCUGGACUUCAUUACAACAGGCUGAAAAUAUUUACAGCUUCAUAAUACUGGAGCAAACAAGUUGCUUCUUUUUUUGGAGCAGUUUAUAUUAUUAUUAUAUUAUUAUUAUUAUUUUUUUUAUUUUUAUUUUUUUGCUGUUAGUAAAUUAUCUUCUUAAGUAUUCUGGUCCCUUUAAAAAAAAAAAAAAACAGAAUUGUUUCUGCGUAUUUCUAUUGAAUGACCAAACUGGUAAACUUGGGAAAGAGAGAAAAGGUUAAGUUACAUUCCUUCCUAAUGGAUUGCGCUUAUUGAAGCGUUAAUCUGUGGCAGCUAUCACAAUCCAACAGUUCUCCAGCAAACAGAAGUUUAGAUGAAAUGUUUUUUUUAUUUUUUUCAAUUUUUUUUUGUUUUUUAUUUAUCGAAAUGUAGCUUUUUUUUGUGACAAAUGUAAUACUGGAAUAAAUUGUAAAUGAUUUUAAUUUUUA
This is a messenger RNA of Rana temporaria (common frog), 1876 nucleotides long. RefSeq names its product cellular communication network factor 1 (gene CCN1). Gene Ontology annotation, biological process: signal transduction. The record is from RefSeq and is a predicted model, not a curated record. Gene Ontology annotation, cellular component: extracellular region. Gene Ontology annotation, molecular function: protein binding. Bases 136 to 1263 code for a protein of 375 amino acids. The transcript is spliced from 5 exons. Lineage: Eukaryota; Metazoa; Chordata; Amphibia; Anura; Ranidae.